AUGAAGAUUGAAACUUGUUUAAUUGUCAUUGUAAUGAUUUGGGUUUUCGCCAUAACAGUGACACUGCCAUAUGCUAUAUUCAUGACGUAUUACGAUCUAGAUAUUGGUCGGUACUGUGAAGAGACUUGGCCUACAGAGAGAUUACGGCGAAUAUUUGGCUCCGUUACAUCUGUAUUACAAUUUGUUCUGCCUUUCAUAGUGAUUGCUUUCUGCUAUACCUGUGUCAGUUUCAAAUUGAAUGACAGGGCUAAAGCAAAAGCCGCUAGCAAAAAUUCACGGAAAGAGGAAUUGGACAAAAACAGGAAACGACGAACUAACCAAAUGCUCAUAGCUAUGGUCACUAUAUUUGGCUUAUCGUGGCUACCUCUGAAUAUUAUCAAUCUUUGCAAUGAUUAUUAUAUGUACGCCAUUCACUUGAAAUAUUAUUACUUGUUGUUUUUUAUGGGCCAUGUGAUCGCUAUGUCAUCAACUUGCUAUAAUCCUUUCAUAUACGCUUGGAUGAAUGAGAAUUUCAGAAAGGAAUUUAAGCAAUUGAUACCAUGCAUUGACUCGUCAGUGAACUUCAGGGGUAACAUGCAGUUAGAGCAGUUGGGAGUUGGUCCAUCUGAGAAAACUUUUAACGGUAAUACUACGACUGAUAGUUACUUGGGUUCUAGUUCUCAACGGGCGACGUCAUUCAGACACAAGAGGAAGCCAAGUGCAGCGGCAGACGUAGAAAAGAGUGGAGUGGAAUUAAACGAAGACUUACUAAAUGUUGAUGUGAAGCAUUGCCACAUUUCUACAAGCUACAAUCUGCGAAGAGAGUCUGUUAAGCUGAGGUUAAUAAAUGAGGAGUCAUUUGAUUCGACACCGACUCAAAGUCAAUUCUAA
Molecule: messenger RNA, 870 nt
Organism: Arctia plantaginis
Lineage: Eukaryota; Metazoa; Arthropoda; Insecta; Lepidoptera; Erebidae
Source: the annotation of a GenBank genome assembly